Messenger RNA from Aphanomyces astaci, 1121 nucleotides. RefSeq lists its product as hypothetical. Gene Ontology annotation, cellular component: cilium. The transcript is spliced from 3 exons. The coding region runs from base 90 to 1079 and encodes 329 amino acids. The record is from RefSeq and is a predicted model, not a curated record. Lineage: Eukaryota; Oomycota; Saprolegniomycetes; Saprolegniales; Verrucalvaceae.
AGUGACUAUAAUUAGAGCGCCGUUUCAUUCAAGUGAAACUCCCUGUGUUCCAAGACGUGACUCUUCCCUCAUCGACCGACACUUGAGCCAUGCAAGGCGGCUUCGAAUAUGCCUCCCAGCCGAGGUCGGUGGCCGUGAAGCGGUCCAAGUACCGCGAACCCACCGCUCCAGCUUCGAACAACGACAAGGGACAGAACCUCAUGUACGAUCGCCGCAUUGUUCGAGGUAGUACCUACGCCAAGCCGGUCGUCCUCGAGGACACAGCUGCGACGUCCCCCGCACGUCCGUCGCGGCUGCCCAAGAAGGUUCAAGAAGUGGACAGUCUGGCCAGUUCGACUCGACCGCUCACUCCACCGCCGAUGGAUGGUCGACAGCACAUGGACAUCCAAACGGAGAACUACUUGGAGGAACUGACAGACAAAGUCCCUGAAGCGGACGUCGAGACGCAGACGGAAGCCUUUAUGGACCAGUUGCCGGUACCUCUGUUUGUGCCGCAAAAGAGGGGCGUCGACGCGAGCACGCAGAUCGAUCAUGGCGACUUGUUCGAUUUUGACCUGGAAGUAGCACCGAUCUUGGAAGUGCUUGUGGGCAAAACGCUGGAAGUGAGUGUGAUGGAGGUGCUCGAAGAAGAGGAGGUCAAGGAGCUGCGCACCCGACAAGACAUAUUUGAGCAAGCGCGCAACGCCGAACUGGCUGAAGUCCAGCGGCUCGAGGCAGAGGCGAAGCGGAAGCAGGAGGAGAAGACGCGGCGACUGGAAGAGGAGAAGGCGCGGGUGGUGGCGCAGGCCGAAUUGCAGGAGAAGCUGGCGGCACGGUCGUUCGCCAAGCAUUACCUGGCAGACUUGCACACGGCGGUGUUCUCGACACUCGUCACGACCGGCCACUUCCAGGACCCCAUGGAGAAGGAAGUCACGGAAGCGUUCAUGCCGUACUUGAUUCAACGGGCAUGUGUGAACGUCGAGCAAAUCGCGUUCUCCCGCGCACUUGCCGAAGUGUUGGUCGACGAAGCGAUCCACAAGACGUCGUCGUCAUUCGAUCCCGUUAGAGUAGUCAACAGUUCGCCAACGUCGUCCGUGUAGUAGUAGUAUUAAUCACAGAUUCAUGCAUGUAUAUAUUACAUA